GACUGACUUGGACUAGGGAUAGAACAACGGUCAGGACAAUAAGAAGACAAGAACAAAGCAUCGACAGAAGAAAGAGGAAAACAGGCUAACUGGAUACGGAACAGUCAUCGUCUUGAUCGGCUGAUCUGAUCACUUCAGUCAUCUUCAUCUUCUACUAUUCUUGGAGAUCCUUCUUUAUCUUCACUUCUCUCGCUUCUAUUUCUACUUCUGAUUUCAUCUUGACUUCCCUGUCUCUUCGGAGGACCUUACGUGCAAGACUUCUACAUCCUAAUCUCUCCUAACCUCUCCUACGCCAUCACGGACAUGCCAACUUCACGCGCGAUCGCAUCGACCCCACCAUGAGUUCCUCUCUAGAAGCAAAGAUAGUAGUCCUCGGCGCACAGGGCGUCGGCAAAACCUCCCUCGUCCACCGCUACGUCAAGAACGCUUUCACCCCAACCACAACCCCCUCCACCGUCGGCGCCUCCUUCAUCACCAAGCGCGUCCUCGACAGCGCCUCCGACACCCUCGUCCGUCUCCAGAUCUGGGACACCGCCGGCCAGGAGCGCUUCCGCAGCAUCUCGCGACUGUACUACCGCGGCGCCAACGCAUGCCUGCUAUGCUACGACAUCACCAACGAGCAGAGCUUCCAGGAGAUGACCGGCUGGCUGGUCGAGCUGAAGCGGAACCUCGACGACAGCGACGGCGGCGCCCCGCUCGUCAUCCAUGUUGUCGGUACGAAGUCGGAUAUCGUCGCGCUUGAUCCGACCUGUCGUCGGGUGCCGUUUGAGCGCACGAUCGCUUACGUCGCGGACCAGCUGUAUCCGUCGCGCGCGUCGACUCCGCCUCCGUCGGCGGGUGUCUUCUCGUCGAGCGCCUCGUUGGGUAUGAUGGGUAGUGCUGGCACUGGCGGCGGGGACAGUAAGCGGAGUAGUGGGUUCUGGGGCCAGGAUAUCGGGUGGGAUUGUUGCCAUGAGAUCAGUGCUAAGGAUGGGGAGGGCAUCGAGGAGGUCUUCCGGGUUAUUACGCGCAAGCUGGUCGAGCAGCAGAGGUAUCGGAGGGAUAUGGGUCCGGGUGGUUCUGGUGGGGGUUCCGCUGCGGGGUCUUUGGGUUCGAUGGGUGGUGGUGCAGAUGGGUCUGCGGGGUGGGGUGGGCAUCUCACUCAUGGGGUUGGGAGCGGGACGAGCGAUGGCCAUGGGAGCUUUAGGCUGGGGUAUGCGGAUAAGAGACGUACUUGGUUGGGGUUUCCACCGAGUAGUGUGGGGGAUGAGGCGGGGGAGGAAGUCGAGAUUGUGAAGCCGAAGGGGAGGUGUUGUUGA
This is a messenger RNA of Aspergillus campestris IBT 28561, 1298 nucleotides long. RefSeq names its product Rab family GTPase. Gene Ontology annotation, cellular component: endomembrane system. Gene Ontology annotation, biological process: intracellular protein transport. Bases 339 to 1298 code for a protein of 319 amino acids. The transcript has 2 exons. The record is from RefSeq and is a predicted model, not a curated record. Gene Ontology annotation, molecular function: GTP binding; GTPase activity. NCBI's taxonomy places the organism in Eukaryota, Fungi, Ascomycota, Eurotiomycetes, Eurotiales, Aspergillaceae.